Acanthopagrus latus (yellowfin seabream) is the source of this 2265-nucleotide messenger RNA. RefSeq lists its product as uncharacterized. The coding region runs from base 180 to 1841 and encodes 553 amino acids. The record is from RefSeq and is a predicted model, not a curated record. Lineage: Eukaryota; Metazoa; Chordata; Actinopteri; Spariformes; Sparidae. The transcript is spliced from 5 exons.
GCUCGGUGAUGACGACGGAGCGGAAGUGACGUGUGCAUCUAUGCAAGGACCGGGUGUCUCCUCGCGGUUCGUGAAAUGAUUUAGCCGAACAGGGUGCAACCGUCGUUCUCCCCUGUCGUCGUCGAGGUUCCGCCAGAUUGACAGUAAAAACUCCCAGACUACCUCUUGAGUGAGACACCAUGGGUCGACUGGAUGAUGCCGCCAAACACAAAGUGGUGGAGCUGCGGAAGGCUGGUCUGAGUUUCCGAAAGAUCAAAGCUGUGCUAGAGCUGGAGAACAUCAAGGUGUCUGCCCAGGCCAUCUACCUGUUCCUGAGGGAGUUUCAGGGCAGGCCACCAGGGAGGGUCAGGCCCGUGGAGGCUGGGAGCAGCUCAUCACUAGCACAGGUUCAGCCUCGAGCAGCGGCAAUACAAGAGGGCUGGAGUAACAUCCAUCUCCAAAACAUUCUGCGGGAGGCACCUCACCAUACUGGCUUCACAGCAGCUGCAAACUUUACCAAAAAGUCUUCCACAAAUACAGACACUGGUGCAAAGCCAUCUAGGUCGGGGGAGAUCAGCGGAGGCAGCAGAGCAGAACAGCAACAGGAGGGAGAUAAGGAAGAAAAUGACAUCCAGAUCGUUAGUGUCACCUCUCUUGCACAGAAUAGCCAACAAAGAAGCUCCCAUUCCACUGUAACAAGGGCAGAGGCUGGCACACUGACAGCAUCAGGAGCAUUAAUGAGGAGGAGAGUCACACCUUCUCCAGCCACCAAUUCAAUGCUGGCAGCCCGGAAGAGGAUUUUGGAUAAAGCACUGUCACACAGGAUGAAGUCAUUCCACCAGGUGGCGUCAUUGUUGAGGAGAGAGCACAUGAGUGUCCAAGGUGCUGAUGUGAGAAGUACAAUGCCACAAGCACCUGAAACUUUUGAUCUGACCACUGAAAAGACUGGUAUGGAAGGUCAGCCUGGAGAGGGCAGUGCCCCCAGGCGUUUUCUCACCCAGAGACCAGGUCUGUCUGUCCGUUCCCCUCACACUCUCCCUCGAGUUGGCGUUCGUCUUCCUCACCGGUCGCCAUCACCUUUAACAUCCUCGGCUCCUGGGGUGGCUGUCAUCCGUCUCCAGACCCCUACCACCCGUAGUGAGGGAAACCCGAGCCCCCAGCAGGCAGUCCAGGAAGCCGGAGGGAGAGGUGGACUGCAGGAUCAGAUUCAAACCCUGAGCUCUGAGGUGCGCAGCUUGGGUCUGGCUGUGAAGAUGUUGGUGGAGCAGCAGUGCCGCCUGGAGAGGGAGCAGGCGCAGCAGACACACAUCCAGAAGCAGAUCCUCAGCACUCUACAGGGGUUUGCCUCCAAACUGGGAGGUUGUAGCAGUGUUCAACAGCAGCACAAUAAAACUCCGUCACCUGCAUUGUCUACGGCUUCUGCGUCGGCUUCCUUCAGCCAAGACACCUUCAACUUCAGUCAGGGCACGUACACACAGUGUAGCCAAACCCAGCCAAGCUACAACUCUUUAGAGGGUUUAGAAAAUGUCGAGACCUUUAAACUGCCAGGACUCAGCCCCUCAAGCAUGAACGGGUUUCCACCAUGUAGCAGUGCAGAGAACCUCCCACUCACUCACACUCCCCCUCACACACAACCGUAUGCAGCGGCUUACCCACAGCAAAACAGUCAGACACUCAUACCGCCCUUCACACAGUCCUUUGUCUCUUCAUACGGCCAGUCACAUUCUCAGACUUUCAGAGGAUCAGAGAGUAAAACAUCUGAUUUCCCGAGCAGCUGCUCAGUGAGGACUCUGCAGGACUGCAGCGUGUCCACCCAGCCACAGGAUCAACAGAUCAAUAUCAUUAAAGUGGAAGGACCUUAGAGGCCUUCAGAGUGUUGUGGGACCUUAAGGGCUUGGAUGUGCUUUUUCUUUUCUUUUUUUUUUAAUCUCGUUGUAAAACGUAUUUAUAACAGAUGCUUUUACAGUGAAAACAUAAUGUAGCAUUUCCUAAAUUAAUUUUGUGUACAAUUCCAGAGAAUACUCACAGCAAUAGAAAGAAGGAACUGCAGUGAUUUAGAAGUGUGUUCAUGACAUGUCUUUAUUAUAGGCAAUGAUUACAAAAGUAGAGAAAAUGUUGUGUGUAGGCACUUUGUCAUUGUUUUUAACAGCACUUCUUGUUUAUUUUGUAUCUAUUAUUUUUGUAUUUCUAGAACUGGCAUUACAAACUGUUAGCUUUCAUACCUCUUUGCUAACUGAUAAACAAAAUAAAGGAUUGGUUAUGAUCCAAAGCAUCUCCCACGUGUAA